Messenger RNA from Notothenia coriiceps (black rockcod), 1877 nucleotides. RefSeq names its product pro-neuregulin-2, membrane-bound isoform-like. Bases 1056 to 1877 code for a protein of 273 amino acids. Gene Ontology annotation, biological process: intracellular signal transduction; animal organ development; nervous system development. The transcript is spliced from 4 exons. Gene Ontology annotation, molecular function: signaling receptor binding. Lineage: Eukaryota; Metazoa; Chordata; Actinopteri; Perciformes; Nototheniidae. The record is from RefSeq and is a predicted model, not a curated record.
UUCGCAGCGUUAGUCAUCGCGACAACUAUCCGCAGUGUAUGUAACAGUCGCCUAUAGCCUCUCUUGCACAUCUCGCACUGAUCCACAGUGGGAGCCGCGCAGUGCUUGGCGACAGACGCACCGUGCACCGCUUGCGUGAUUUCUCCCGCACCCACCACCCGCAGAGGUUUAACUCAGGCGGCCGGCAUGCUCACACGCCGGUUGGGUCGGUGGCGGUGUGCCGGUGGGUGCCCGGGUCAUUAGGGUGUUUGCGCAGGACGUGGCGAGCCGACGCCAGUGACCGGGCAGGUGAUGUUUGCUCACGUAAACUGCUCGCGUAUGAUGAGGGGCGCAGGGGACGCAUCUGGAGGUUGCGCGCUACUGUUGCAUCGCCUCACCGGAUAACCGCUGCUAUCUCAUCCUGUCCGUCUCUUCCUCCCCCGGUUUUUCUGUUCUUUUAUUUAUUUAUUGUUUUGCUUACAGGAGAGGAACUAUUUUCACGAGCGUAAUAAGUGGAUAAGGGACCCGACCUUGCGUUUGCGUGGAGUGCGUAUCGUUUCUUGUGAUUCCUCUGUACGCGCAAGCUGCUUUUUUUCAUACCAGAGGCAAUGCGCCCACCCAUGCGAUGCUAGCCUAUUAGCUGGAGAGAGAGUGAGAGAGAGCGAAAGAGAGAGGGAGAGAGAGAGAGAUAGAAGGAGAGAGAGAGAGAGAGAGAGAUAGAGAGUGAGAGAGGUUUCAGCCCUGGAUUCGAGAGGAGGCUAAUUUACGAGUCUUGUUUUGCCUUUCAGGAAAAGGGGAGAUAAGAGGGGGAGGGUGGUUGGUGAAGGAGAAUGCAGCAAUCACAUUUUUAAGCAUGCAGAAGCGGGCCGUUUCCCGUUCCUAGGCUGGUGUGUGUGUCCCCCAUCCGAGGCCAGCAGCCGUAUGGGGAGAGCAGCGGCAGACACAGAUGGCAUGGACACUUCCACAAGGUCUGCCGCUCUGCCCUGCCUGCUCUGCCGGAGCCCGUUCGCCGCCGUCUCUCUCUUCCAGCUCGCUCCGCCGCCCAGCAGCACUGCAGCACAGCACAGGCUGACGGCAUGAGGCUUGAUCCAGUGCAUUUCUCCAUGCUGGUCAUCGGGGUCUCCUUCGCCUGUUACGCCCCGAGUCUCAACUCCCUCCAGGACCAGGCGUACCGAUCCGCCGUGGUCAUCGAGGGCGAGGUGCGCUCCUCCCCGGAGAACGUCUCCUCCCGGGAGCCCUACAGUGUGAAUGUCAAAGUGCUGGACGUGUGGCCCGUCAACAGCGGCGGCCUCGAGAGGGAGCAGCUCGUGACCGUCGGGGACUUCGGCUCCGAGGCCCCGUGUACCACGGUGGAGAAGGACCACAGAUAUAUAUUUUUCAUGGACCCCACAGCCGAGCCCUUGGUAUUCAAGGCAUCGUACGCCCCUGUGGACGCCAGCGAGCCGGAGCUGAAGAAGGAUGUGGAGCGAGUGUUGUGCGAGGACUGCGCCUCUGCUCCUAAGCUCCGGCUGAUGCGAGGCCAGGCUCUGGUGGAAGGGGAAAAGCUGUACUUGAAGUGCGAGGCGUCGGGGAAUCCCAGCCCUUCCUUCCGCUGGUACAAAGAUGGACACGAGCUUCAGAAAGGCAGAGACCUCAAAAUAAAGACCAACAAAAAAAACUCCAAACUGCAGAUCAGUCGAGUCCGUGUGGAAGACUCCGGCAACUACACCUGUGUGGCUGAAAACUCACUAGGACAAGAAAACGCCACGAGUAUAAUCAGCGUGCAGAUCUUGACCACCACCACCCCGUCUUCAGGUGUGAGUCAUGCGAGGCGCUGCAACGACUCGGAGAAAGCGUACUGCGUCAACGGAGGCGACUGUUACAUCAUACAUGGUAUUAACCAGCUGUCCUGCAAGUAA